CGAUAAAAUCGUUUCUUCGCCGAACCGCAGAAAUGGAGCGUAAUAUCGACAUUUAUGCCGCGAAGCUUGCGGACCCUGCUAUAGAAUCCAAAUUCAAAACCAAUGUAGCAGUUGAACUGCGCGACUCGUUAGAGCAACUAUGUUCUCCGCCAAGCUAUGCCACCUUCCUCACAAAGCUAUGGCCGGUUUUCAAGAAGAUAUUGAAGGGCGAGCCCGUGUUUGUCAGUAUGUCGUGGGAACAGAAACUCCGGAAUUGUAUUCUGGAAAUCAUACAUCGGCUGCCGUUGGACCUUCCGGAUGUCCAGCCCUAUGCGGGAGAUAUGGUGGACCUCUUGAUGGAGCUCGUUAGAGUUGAAAAUGAGGAAAACGCGGUUCUGUGCAUGAAAACAAUUAUGGACCUUGAGCGACGGCAGGUUGGCGCAACGCAGAGCAGAGUGCAACCAUUCCUUGAACUUAUACGGGAUAUGUUUGAAGGCAUGUCGCAGGUCGUGAAGGAUACCUUUGAUACCCCUGUUCAGGGUUCAACGCCAGGCAUGCUUCCCUCAACGCCCGGUGGUCCUCAGAAUUUCCAAUCGCCCAGACCCAGCUCACCCGCUACAUCUGUUUCGGACCUUGCUCCUGAUCAACAAGGAAACCAGCAGCUAUUGAGAGGCAUGCAAUCCUUUAAAGUUCUUUCCGAAUGUCCGAUCAUCGUGGUCUCUAUAUUCCAAGUACACCGUGCCUUGGCUCCUCAGCAUGUUAAGGUGUUUGUUCCUCUCAUAAAAGGCAUUUUGCUGCUCCAAGCGAAGCCACAGGAGAAAGCACAUGUCGAAGCUGCCGCGCAAGGAAGAAUAUUCACUGGCAUUUGCAAAGAGAUUAAAAACCGAGCGGCUUUCGGAGAAUUUAUUACCGCCCAGGUCAAAACAAUGAGCUUUUUAGCUUAUUUACUUCGGCAAUACUCCAGUCAUUUGCAAGACUUCCUCCCAUCUUUGCCGGGCGUGGUAGUAAGACUGCUUCAAGAUUGUCCCAGAGAGAAAUCAAGUGCUCGAAAGGAGUUGCUCGUUGCUAUUCGGCACAUCAUUAAUUUUAAUUAUCGCAAGAUCUUCUUAAUGAAAUUGGAUGAGCUCCUUGAUGAGAGAACUUUGAUCGGUGAUGGCCUUACGGUUUAUGAAGCUCAGCGACCUCUGGCAUACAGUAUGCUCGCAGAUCUAAUUCAUCACGUCAGGGAAUCGCUUAACCGUGAUCAAAUUCGUCGAACCCUUGCAGUUUACACGAAGAAUCUGCAUGAUGAUAUCCCGGGCACUAGUUUUCAGGCAAUGAGUGCAAAACUCUUGUUGAACAUGGCGGAAAGGAUAGCGAGAUUAGAAGAUAAGCGAGAGGCCCGAUACUUUUUAAUAGCGAUCCUCGACGCCAUUGGUGACAAGUUCGCUGCUAUGAACCGUGAGUUUAAGAACGCGAUUAAAGCAUCGAAGCAAGCGAAGGAAAAUCCAGACGGAAUAGAAAAUUAUCUAGGAGAUCAACAUCCGCCGGACUGGGAUGAAAUCGACAUCUUCACUGCUACACCCAUCAAAACAUCCAAUCCUCGAGAUAGGAAUGCGGACCCGGUAUCUGAUAACAAGUUUCUUUUCAGGACCCUGGUGAAUGGGCUCAAAAAUCUAUUUUAUCAACUUAGGACUUGCAACCCAGACAACGUAAAAGUUGACCCGUCUAACGUCCUCGUUAACUGGACGGAGAUAUCUUAUGGAUACAACGCUGAAGAGGUUCGGGUUAUCAAGAAGCUGUUUCAUGAAGGGGCCGCUGUGUUCAGAUAUUAUGGAGUUGACGAACCGGAACCCGAAUUGCAGUAUUCAUCACCACUGGAAUUUAUUACAAGCCAAUACAUGCAGCAAAUGAGCAAGGAGGAGAAAGAACUUCUAGAAAGCUUCGGGACGGUUUUCCAUUGUGUUGACCCUGCUACCUUCCACGAGGUUUUCCAUAGCGAAAUACCCUAUUUGCACGAUUUGAUGUUCGAGCACAGCGCACUUCUUCAUCUGCCGCAGUUUUUCCUUGCUAGUGAGGCUACCUCUCCAGCUUUUGCAGGGAUGGCAUUGCAGUACUUGAUGAGCCGCAUCCAUGAAGUUGGUUCUGCCGAUAUGAAAAAGUCGAGAAUCCUCCUACGAAUGUUUAAAUUAUCUUUCAUGGCCGUCACCCUAUUCUCUGCACAAAACGAGCAGGUCUUGCAUCCCCAUGUCACCAAGAUUGUGACCAAGUGCAUAGAGCUUUCUGUCACUGCUGAAGAGCCAAUGAAUUAUUUCCUUCUCCUUCGAUCGCUGUUUCGCAGUAUCGGUGGUGGACGGUUUGAGCUGCUCUACAAGGAACUUUUACCUCUUCUUGAAAUGCUACUCGAAACAUUCAACAACUUGCUACUCGGUGCUAGGAAGAUUCAGGAACGAGACUUAUAUGUGGAGCUUACGUUGACAGUCCCAGCUCGUCUCAGCCACUUGCUUCCGCACCUCAGUCAUCUUAUGCGACCGCUAGUUGUUGCCCUUCGUGCAGGUUCGGAUCUUGUUGGACAAGGUCUUAGAACCUUAGAGCUUUGCGUCGAUAAUCUUACAGCAGACUAUCUCGAUCCCAUAAUGGCUCCGAUCAUGGAUGAACUUAUGACUGCACUCUGGGAUCACCUUCGGCCAAAUCCAUACAGCCAUUUCCAUGCACAUACUACCAUGAGAAUCCUGGGAAAGCUGGGCGGGAGGAACCGGAAGUUUCUAAACCACCCUCCGGACCUUACCUUCCAACAGUACGCCGACGACACACCCAGCAUGGACAUUAAGCUUAUUGGGUCAACCAAGGAUAGGGCGUUUCCUUUAGAUAUCGGCAUUGAUCUCGCUCUGGGAAAGUUGCUCAAGGUACCCAGAAGUCCUGCUGCGAAAGCAUCUGAUAGUUUCUACAAGCAGCAAGCGUACCGAAUGCUUAGUUCCCAACUCAAGCUAUACAUUGGAUUUGAGAACCUGCCAGAGGACUUUGCCGCCUAUCUGCGACUUCAAGCCAAUGAUAUUAUCGACGCCAAAUUUGCUGCCGGGAUUGACAUACUGGAGAAACCUGAACGUCAAUAUUCGAUUCCUAAGAAGUUAGUCCAAGAGGAAACUUUAAAGAAGCUUCUCAAGGCAUGCAUGUACGCCACAACUAUUCCAGAGUUGAAACAAAGUGCAUCCCAGUUUCUUGCCGAUGUCUGUCGCCAUUUCACGAUUAUUGAAGUUGGGCGUGCUCUAACACAAGCACGACAUUCGCGCCGACCGUUUAACGUGAGCAUGGGAGAGGGACCUUUAUAUUUGGAUACGAGAGUACUCGCCGAUUCUGUGGUUGAAUGCUACUCAUCUGACAAUCCCGCGGUUCGUGAUGCUGCUAAACAAGCUAUGUUCACAGUGCGUGAUACCGCCGUAAUCAUUUUUGGAUCGCCUGCAAAGAUUGGCAAACUUCCAUUUUUUCCGCACCUCGCUCGAUCAUUCUGCCAUGCUUGUCACGACGAAGAGUGGUUUAUGAAAGCAGGUGGAAGUCUUGGAAUUCAUCUCUUCGUCACCGAUCUCGACCUCGGUGAUCAAUGGCUAGUUGAGCGGCAAGCUGAAUUUGUUCGUGCUUUGAUGUAUGUUAUCAAGGAUACUCCAUCAGAUUUUCCGGCGAGCACUCGGACUCGAGCCCAGGAGGCGCUUGAUUUGGUCCUUCACAGAUGCACGAAAGGUUUAACGAAGGACGAAUUGAAAAAUGAUAAAAGCAGACUUUUUGGCCUUUGUGGAUUCCUUGUUCACGAGUUAUCUCACAUGAAUAAGCACGUCCGUGAGGCCGCACGGAACGCUUUCAAAACUAUUGGUCGUACAGUGGGUGCUGAAGUUCACGAGUUAUUGUAUCCAGUAAAGGAUCGCCUUCUCCUACCGAUAUUCAAUAAGCCAUUGCGAGCUCUUCCGUUCCCUACCCAGAUAGGGUUCAUUGAAGCGAUCACGUUUUGUCUUGGCCUACAUCGAGAUAUUGUGACGUUCAAUGACCAGCUCAACCGACUCUUGAUGGAAUCUCUAGCACUGGCCGAUGUUGACGACGAGUCGCUUGCUUCGAAGCCUCAUGAGAUCAAGACCGCAGAGCAAAUAGUCAAUCUCCGUGUAUCCUGCCUCCAUUUGCUAUCUAUGGCCAUGAGUUUCCCCGACUUCGCUAGUGGGCCACAGAAUUCUAGUCGUGCUCGUAUAAUUGCAGUGUUCUUUAAGUCUCUUUACUCAAAAUCUACGGAAAUUAUCGAGGCUGCUAACUCUGGCUUGCGGGAUGUGCUAACCCAAACAAAUAAGUUGGGGAAGGAUUUACUGCAGAAUGGAUUGCGUCCCAUAUUGAUGAACCUUCAAGAUCCGAAGCGACUGAGCGUGGCCGGACUGGAUGGUUUAGCACGGCUGCUUACUCUCCUCACCAAUUAUUUCAAAAUUGAAAUUGGCGCACGGUUAAUGGAACACAUGAAGGUCAUCGCAGAUGAUGCGGUGCUCGAAAAAGUAUCGUUUGGCUUAAUUGAGCAAAGUCACCCAAUGAAGAUUGUGGCUGCUAUAUUCAAUAUCUUCCAUCUGCUUCCACCUGCGGCUACAUCCUUCAUGGAGAAUUUGGUGACCAGGGUCCUUUGGCUGGAAGACAAGCUCCGGAGGACUGCGAAUAGCCCUUUCAGAAAGCCGCUGAUUAAGUACUUGAAUAGAUACCCUAAAGAGAGUUGGGCAUUUUUUCAGGUUCGCUUCCAUGAUGAGCGAUUCGGCCGGUUCUUCGGCCAGAUACUGGCUGAGCCAGAAAGCUUACCCCUGAGAUCUGUUGUGGUGGCGGAUGCGAAUACGUUCAUGACGAUUGCCUUUGGCCAUACUGAGUCUCCUGCUCGAAACACCGCUGCUAUUAAUGGUAUCUAUGCGGUUCAUUCCAUAUGCAGCCACGAAUCAACUAGAGGAUGGCUGAACACCACCCCUGACUUAAAAAGACACCUUUUGAAUGCUGGCAGAGACCUUGAGAGUAAGCUUAGAGGUGACAAGUUACCAGUGAAUGAACGCUUAAGAGUCGAGCAAGCGGAUGACCAACUGUUGGAGAUUUUCACAGUUUAUCUCUCACAGAACCUUUACGACCUUGAUUUCCUUUUUGACCUCAUCGACAAGCUCUCUGCGGGAGAACUAAAAUCUACUCUUGCUAUGCCUAAGUUCCUCUAUGAACAUAUCAUCUCGAGCGAUUCGAUUGAUUAUCGAAAAUCAAUAAUAAUGCGGUGUCUGGAUUUGUACGGCCAGAGAAACUCAUCGCAAAAGCUGAAAACCUAUGCGUUCCGCAACUUGGUCAAUCCUAUUCUCGCAAUGGAUGUCCAAAGGACAUGGGGAAGCACUAACACCGGCCCUAAGUUAAUGGAUAAGAACAUGACAGAGUUGAUUCAUAACCGUCUCUGGAAGCCACAGUUAGGGGACAUCAGUGAUGAGUCCGGCCAAGCAGGUGUUGACCAUUCACGGAUGGCAUUGCUCCAACUGUCCGCUCUUCUUAUUAAGUACCAUCAUAUCACGGUUCAAGAAUCCCGCAAGGAUAUCAUCAAAUUUGCCUGGAGUUAUAUUCGUUUGGAAGAUAUUAUCAACAAAUACGGUGCUUACGUUCUAAUCAGCUACUUCAUCGCUCACUACGAAACGCCUUCGAAAAUUGUCGUCCAGAUAUACGUUGCGUUACUGAGAGCCCACCAAAAUGAAGGGAAGGCACUCGUGACACAAGCACUAGAAAUCCUGGCACCCGUUCUUCCAAAACGAAUCAGUUCCGCUGGAGAUGCAAGGUAUCCACUCUGGGCAAGGUGGCCGCGCCGUAUCCUUGCUGAAGAGACUGCGAAUCUCCAGCAAGUUAUGAGCAUUCUCCAAUUUCUUGUCCGCCAGCCAGACCUAUUUUACGAGUCCCGCGAAUACUUCGUCCCCCUCAUUGUUCCAUCUUUGGUCAAGAUCGCUGGCCCGCCGAAUCCCUCCAAUGAAAGCAAAAAGCUUGCCCUCAACUUGAUCGGGUUGAUAUGGACCUGGGAAAAACGACGUGUUACAGAUCAGGUGUCUGGUUCUCCUAAUCCAAGAAAACGAAAAUUGGAAGAGACUCGGGCGUCCCCACCCGGACCUCCUGGACCGCUGGCCAUGCGAGAACGACCUGAUUAUAUGAUUCCCCUCGAUUUGAGAACGGCUCUUAUCAAAUAUCUCGUAACUUUCAUUUGCGGGCUCCCGGAGCGUUUUCCUGUCCCCGCGUCAAAGUUGCGUGAACGAAAUUCGGUAAAGGUGCAACCGUUUGUUCUGUAUGGGGACAUGAUUAAACGGGCUGUGCAGCUGUUGCGGGACCUACUUUCAACCGAAUUCUGGACUGAUCUUGACAUAGAUCUCUACCAGAAGGUGACCGAGCCGAUUCUUUCCGGGGAGAAGGUGGCGGAGAAGCCAGACGAGAAACAUAUAACAGGAAUGGUCAAUGCACUCCAAGUCCUAAGGGUUCUACUCGCUGCUAAACCAGACGAGUGGGUUGCUAGUCGGGUGUCAGCGGUACAGAUUCUGUUCGAGAAGUCGUUACGUAUGGAUAACCCGGAAAUUCAGGAUUGUUUACACGGGAUUGAGGAUGAAAUGGAUAUUUCGCCUAAACUUCCUCCACCAGUCAAGCGAGUUUUGGACUCUUUACCCCAAGAGCAACCAGCCGACGACGAAGCCAUGGAUGUUGAUGAUGCUCCGACCGAGUUUGCCACCUAUUUGUCCACCAUUGCAACGGAAUCCCUCUCGGCAAAUAAUUAUAUCUCAGCCAUCAACAUCCUUUGGACACUCUCCAAGAGCCGACCUGCAGAGAUGGAUCAGCAUAUUCCACAUGUUAUGAAGGUCCUUUCUCAGAAACUUGCAAAAGACCAUGUUGCUGUUUAUGCAAGCAAUCAUGGCUCAGCUGCUACUAGGAAUGGGAGUCAGGAACAAACGGCUCCUGACCAGCAAGAGUUUGAACUUGGUGUCGGUUUGAUUCUUAAAACCAUCGACUUGAUUGCCGUCCGUAUGUCACAUUUAGGCGAACAAAGGCGGCCGUUCCUCAGUGUCUUAGCUCAACUUGUCGAAAGGUCACAUAAUAUCCGGUUAUGCUCCAAAGUGUUGGGGAUGGUUGAGUCCUGGAUCUUCCACUCUACCGAAUCCUGGCCAACCUUGAAAGAGAAGACUGCAGUGCUACAUAAAAUGUUGCUAUUUGAAGCAAGGCCAGAUCAAACCAUGUCGAAAAAGUUCCUAGAGCUGGUGAUUCGCAUUUAUGAAGAUCCUAAGAUCACCCGAACAGAACUUACGGUUCGAUUGGAACACGCGUUCCUCAUUGGCACCAGGGCACAAGAUGUUGAGAUGCGUUCUCGCUUCAUGACUAUUUUCGAUCGAAGCUUGACCCGGUCCGCUAGCCGACGGCUCAGUUACGUUCUUACAUCGCAAAACUGGGAUACUCUUGCUGAUUCGUUUUGGCUGACUCAGGCCUCACAACUAGUUAUGGGCUCGAUUGACAUGACUACUCCGGCGAAAUUACAUCCGGAAGAUUUCACCUUACCACCCGCUUCCUUUUUAUUCGGCCACUGCGAGAAAGACCCAUCGAAAGCCAACGUUGUAGUGGAUAACAAUUUGGAGUCCUUAAUCUCCGAACAUCGAACUUUCUAUUUGGAUAUUGCUGAUGUCAAAGCUCGUGACAUCCUUGAGCCAUUGUCCCAGUUACAGCACGCCAAUCCAAAGGUUGCCUACAAAGUUUGGGUCACUUUGUUUACGAUCUGUUGGUCUGCAUUAUCACGGGAGGAGCGAAUCGAUCUCGAGAAAGGGAUUGUGACACUUCUUACGAAGGAAUAUCAUCAGCGACAGCUUGAUGAUCGUCCAAAUGUUGUUCAGGCUUUGCUUGAAGGUGUUAUAAGGGCCAAACCACGCUUCAAAAUCCCUCCGCAUGUGCUCAAAUUCCUCAGCAGGACAUAUGAUGCAUGGUAUACAGCUGCUGUUGCUCUUGAGCAGUCAGCAAUCAGCCCAAUAAUCGACACCCCCACUGCCCGUGAAAGCAAUCUUGAUGCUCUUGUUGAAAUUUACUCGGGGCUUCAGGAGGAUGAUAUGUUUUAUGGUACCUGGAGGAGACGGUGCAAAUUUGUUGAGACGAACUCCGCACUUUCUUAUGAACAACAGGGAAUGUGGGACAAGGCACAGCAGCUCUAUGAAUCUGCCCAAAUUAAGGCGCGAACUGGUGCAGUGCCAUUCUCACAGGGAGAGUAUUAUCUCUGGGAGGAUCACUGGGUGAUCUGCGCCCAGAAACUACAGCAGUGGGAGAUACUGGGAGACUUUGCAAAGCAUGAGAAUUUCAAUGACCUGCUGCUCGAAUCCAUUUGGAGAAGCCUUGACAGCUGGCAAGGUGACGCGAACCGCGAACAAAUUGAAACCCUGAUAAAGGGUGUAUCCGAUGCGCCAACACCACGUCGCACCUUUUUCCAGGCUUUUAUGUCGCUCCUGAAAUUUCACGCAAAGCAGGAAAAUCCUCAAGAAUUCCACAAUACAUGCGACGAGGCGAUUCAAUUAUCUAUUCGCAAAUGGCACCAACUUCCCAAACGUAUCACAAACGCCCAUAUUCCUAUCCUGCAGAUAUUCCAACAGCUUGUGGAGCUGCACGAUGCGAGUGUCAUCUGUUCGAGCCUUAAUCAGACGAACGAGAGGAACCUGGAUACGAAAUCCGCCGAACUUAAGCUUCUGCUCGGAACUUGGCGCGAUCGACUCCCGAAUGUCUGGGAUGAUAUCAAUGCUUGGCAGGAUCUUGUCACCUGGCGACAACAUAUCUUCCAGCUAAUAAAUCAAACAUACCUUAGCCUCCUUCCACCCCAGACCAACAAUGUUGCGAGCAACUCCUACGCCUAUAGGGGCUAUCAUGAGACCGCCUGGAUCAUUAAUCGCUUUGCUCACGUCGCCCGAAAACAUCAGAUGCCUGAAGUGUGUAUUAACCAACUCAGCCGGAUUUACACCCUCCCAAAUAUUGAGAUUCAGGAGGCCUUUUUGAAAUUGAGGGAGCAAGCUAAGUGUCAUUACCAGAACCCUAAGGAACUUAAUAGCGGUCUGGAUGUCAUUAACAAUACGAACCUUAACUAUUUCGGGGCUCAGCAAAAGGCGGAAUUCUUUACAUUGAAAGGCAUGUUUCUGGCUAAACUGAGUCAUGUAAACGAGGCGAACGAUGCAUUCGGCGUUGCUCUAUAUUACGAUUUGCGACUUCCUAAGGCGUGGGCUGAAUGGGGUCAAUAUAGCGAUCAGCGCUUCAAAGCCGACCCUUCGGAUAUGGAGCUGGGAAGCAAUGCGAUGAGUUGUUACCUAGAAGCCGCGGGACUUUAUAAAAGCCAUAAAUCGAGGAAGCUCCUCAGCCGCAUUUUGUGGCUGCUAAGUCAGGAUAACGACGAGGGGAAAAUUGCGACUGCGUUUGAAAAUUUCAAGGGUGAUACUCCUGUGUGGUACUGGAUUACGUUUAUCCCACAGCUACUCACCAGCCUUUCUCAUCGCGAAGCCCGGCUAUGUAAAGCGGUGCUAGGGAAGAUCGCUAAGUUGUACCCUCAGUCCCUAUUUUUCCUACUUCGAACUUGCCGUGAAGACCUACUAGGAAUCAAGAAGAGUCAGGAUCAGAAGCAGGAGAAAAUCAACCGGCUGAAACAGCAGCAGAGGUCGCCGCAAAUUAAGACUGAAAACAAACCCGGUUCUCAGAUGUCGGACGCGGCCACAAAUCCUUCAGCUGGCGUUGGAUCUCCUAGGCCGCCACAAGCAAAUCCAAGCGCUCCCCAGAUGAGUAGCACACCUGAUGUCGCUCAAAAAGAGAAGCAACCCUGGGAAUAUGCGGAAGACAUCAUGGCGGGACUUAAGACGGCUUUCCCCUUGCUGGCAUUGUCGAUGGAGACAAUGGUUGAUCAAAUCCACAAAAACUUCAAAUGUCCGCCAGACGAGGAUGCUUAUCGUCUCAUCGUGGCGUUGCUUAAUGAUGGCCUUGCCUACGUUGGUCGCAUGCCCUCUUCGUAUGCGCAGGACUUCAAGCUUCCACAUUCUACUGAAGCCAAUAUUACACGAUUUGCGGAAACUAUUCUCCCUGCUCAUAUUCGAAAAUCAUUCGAGGCAGAUUUCGUUAUUAAGAAGCCGACUAUGUAUGAGUAUAUCCAUAAGCUUCGAAGAUGGCGCGACAAAUUUGAGGAAAAGCUCGACCGUCGCCCUCACUUCCACUUCCUCGAAGCGUACUCACCGCAUCUUAGCGAGUUCAAAUUUCAAAAGUUCGAUGAAGUCGAAGUUCCUGGCCAAUAUUUGGAACACAAGGAUAAAAAUCAGGAUUUUGUGAGAAUCGAUCGCUUCUUGCCCAAUGUGGAUCUGGUACGGGGAAUCGGAGUAUGCCACCGAAGACUAAAAAUACGUGGCCACGACGGCAGCCUUCACGCGUUUGCAGUUCAGCACCCAGCUGCUCGCCAUUGCAGACGUGAAGAAAGAAUGCUACAACUGUUCCGAAUCUUCAACUGCGUGCUUCGAAAACGAAAGGAGAGCCGUCGCCGGAAUAUCUAUUUCCAUCUUCCAUUAAUGGUUCCGCUUGCGCCUCAUAUCCGUCUUGUCCAGGAUGAUUCUUCGUACAUCUCCCUGCAAGGGAUCUAUGAGGACCAUUGUCGCCAGACCGGGAUGAACAAAGAUGAGCCAAUGCUCUAUACAAUGGAGAAAAUGCGUGCACUUGCAGAAAAUAAGAUAAAUCGCGCUCCGGAUCACUCCGUCAUCCUACGAACAGAAAUUUUCUCCGCCAUUCAGCAGAAAUGGGUCCCCAACACGGUUCUUCUAGACUUUAUUCGACAAACAUACCCCCAGUACGCAGAUUUUUGGCUCUUCCGCCGACAGUUCUCCUAUCAGUAUGCUGCAAUCGCUUUCAUGACGUAUGUCAUGCACAUGGGGAACCGCUACCCAAGCAAGAUUCAUAUCUCUAGACGUACCGGCGAUAUCUGGAGUUCGGAGCUAAUCCCGGCCAUGAACAACGCGAAAGCCCUUUUUUACAACCCCGAACACGUUCCAUUUAGACUCACGCCCAACAUCCAGACCUUAAUGGGUCCAUUGGCCACGGAAGGAAUCUUUGCGUGCGCAAUCAUGGCGAUUGCUAGAUGUCUCACGGAACCGCGGCUUGAGUUAGAACAGCAACUGAGCAUUUUCGUUCGCGAUGAACUACUAAUCUGGGCCGCCGCUCAACAACGCGUUCUACCGCAAAUGAAAGACCUAGUGCAGAGCAAUAUUGAUUUCAUUGUCAACCGAGCUAUCAGUUUGGCCAGUCCUCCUGAGGGCAACCUUCCUGCCAACCAAUCCGCUAUCGACCUUAUUUCCAAGGCAGUUAACCCCCAGAGUUUGGCACAGUGCGAGGCUCUGUGGAUGCCAUACAUGUAAUCUGUCAAGUUUUCAUGUCUCUCCUUUUCUUUUUAUUCUUGCGUUUAUAGCUUCUUUGAUUUUUUUUUUUUUUCGUAAUGUAUUAUCAGUUGUGGUUUGAUGAUUUCGCGCUCUAAGGGUCUACGUUUGAUGGACAUGACAUGAUAAGUUGACCAAAGGUGUACUUUAGCAUGGCGUUGUCGGAUAUGAAAAUGCCCUGGAUGAUCGUCCCUUCGGGCAACUGGUUGAACUGGUCAAACUGGUCAGGAUUUGCUGGGUUAUUCAUUUCAUUAUGUAUGGAAUUAUUCUAAAUUCCUAAUGUUAAAUUCUGAAUUCACAAUUUCAUUUCAUCAACUAUUGCCCUUUUUGAACAUUAAAUAUAAAAGGGGUAUUGAUACUACAGAAUAUCCAGGAGAGUGCCGCAAAACGCCUUCCGCAAAAUGAGGAAAUAUGCCAUGGACUUAAACUAAAGAAGUUUUCUUUUUUAUUCCCAGACCGGCUGAGAACGGCUUUUUAGGCUUUUUUACCCUCGCAAAUGACGGUGGCGGCAUCUCUGCAGAAUUCGGUACGGGCGAGUCUCCUGUGUCGCUCUCUUCAACUAAUCGCUUCACGCGCUCGCCAUCUUUAGUCAUAAAGACUCUUCGCGCGAUUUCAGCAUCCUCCGCAUCGGCUUUUGCUUGCGCAUCUUCUGCCUCCCGUCUCGCUCGUAGAAGGGCUGCUUCUUCCCCGCCCCUUUCUCCACGCUCAAUUCUGGCAUUCCUCGUUCGAAUCUCAUCCAACGCAUCAGCGACGGCCAUCUCUCGUUUUGAGUCCAACAUCUUUUCUUCGAGUUCCAUCAUCUUAUCUCUCUGUGCUCUCUCCUCUGCCUCAUUUUCUUCCCUCUCGAGUCGAUCGAGUGUCUCUUCUUCGGUUUCAUUGACUUGGCUCGCAGCCGCAUCUCUCCAGGGCUCGAAGUUCCGUUUUGCGCCUCUCUCACACGUAUAAUCCAUGUUUUUGGGGUCGGUUUUAAAAGUAAUUUCGCUCGAGCAUCGGGUGCAUCUUAUAUAGAAGCGAUAUAUUGGAAUAUUCAGAUACCGUUCAUCGGUGGUCUCUUUUCGAGCGUUGAACUUCCGGCCUUUGUAGAUAUACUCUCCACAGUUGGUGCAUUUGAGACUAAACGGGGCCAUUAAUCGGACUGUGAGAAGCUUCGGACCUG
Molecule: messenger RNA, 12537 nt
Organism: Coccidioides immitis RS
Lineage: Eukaryota; Fungi; Ascomycota; Eurotiomycetes; Onygenales; Onygenaceae
Product: histone acetylase complex subunit
Exons: 4
Coding region: 33-11363 (3776 amino acids)
Biological process (GO): regulation of DNA-templated transcription; DNA repair
Cellular component (GO): NuA4 histone acetyltransferase complex; SAGA complex; nucleus
Molecular function (GO): transcription coregulator activity; protein binding
Source: RefSeq, a predicted model, not a curated record